Messenger RNA from Panicum hallii, 1360 nucleotides. Its product is annotated as auxin-responsive protein IAA19-like. Bases 216 to 1037 code for a protein of 273 amino acids. Gene Ontology annotation, biological process: regulation of DNA-templated transcription. The record is from RefSeq and is a predicted model, not a curated record. Gene Ontology annotation, molecular function: protein binding. The transcript has 5 exons. Gene Ontology annotation, cellular component: nucleus. Lineage: Eukaryota; Viridiplantae; Streptophyta; Magnoliopsida; Poales; Poaceae.
UGUCACACGCCAAAGCCUUCUUCUUCAUAACAAUUAACAAGGCAGCGGCACCACCACCAGCUCGUGCUCGUCUUCCGCUGCUGCUCCUCCCCUCCCCAAACGAACGAACAAAAAGAGGCCUCGCUUCGCUUCCCUGCCCUGCUGCUUCGCCUCUCCCCCACCCGUCUUCCUCAGCUGAGCUCAACCCCUCUCGCCGCCGUCCGCGACUCCAUCCGAUGCCGCCGCCGCUCGAGGCGCGCGACUACAUCGGCCUCGGGGCCGCCGCGCCCUCCUCCUCCUCGUCCUGCUCUGGCAGCGGCGAGGGCGCGGGGCCGCACCUCGCGCUGCGGCUCGGGCUGCCGGGCUCGGAGUCCCCCGGCCGCGGCGCAGGGGCGGAGCACGUCGACGCCGCGCUCACGCUCGGACCCGCGCCUCCCAGGGGCGGCGCCAAGCGCGGGUUCGCAGACUCCCUCGACCGGCCCGCGAAGCGGGAUGCGGACGCCGGUGACGCUGCUGGGGCCGUGAGCGGGGAGGAGAACAAGGGGGUGGCUGAAGCCGCUGCCGGAGCUCCGCGGGCUGCCAAGGUGCAGGUUGUUGGUUGGCCACCUGUUCGGAGACAGAGUUACCGAAAGAAUACACUAGCUGCCAGUGCCACAAAGACAAAGGGAGAAGAUGAAAGCAGGAGUGAGGCAGGAUGCUGUUAUGUUAAAAUCAGCAUGGAUGGAGCCCCAUACCUAAGGAAAGUGGACCUCAAGACCUAUUCAAGCUAUGAGGAUCUCUCGCUUGGUCUUGAGAAAAUGUUCAGUUGCUUCAUCACUGGUAAAAGCAGUUCAGGCAAGCCAUCAAGGGAGAGGCUUACUGAUGGUUCUAGGGCUGAUGCCCUUCAGGACCAAGAAUAUGUCCUUACUUAUGAAGACAAAGAUGCUGACUGGAUGCUUGUUGGUGAUCUUCCCUGGGACUUGUUCACCACAACUUGUCGGAAACUUCGAAUCAUGAGAGGUUCUGAUGCUGCUGGCAUGGCUCCAAGAUCACUGGAAGAGGUUGGCCGGAACAAAUAAAGUGCUUUGGCCUACACGUGAAUCAUGAGUGUAAUGGACAGUUUGCGAUGGCGCUGAAGGGAGCGAUGUUUUAUCUGAAGUGCUAUGUCUUUUUCCACUUGUGCAGUGAGAUUUGUGGCCUACUGUAAGACGCCCAUUUUGCCCACGAGGUUGUCAUGUGUCAUUGUAGAUGGUCGCUUGUCUGUGAAAGAUCGAACACGGUAGCUUACUGCUGCCUCUGAUACUUUCACCAGUUUGCUUAUAUAUUCGGAAGUUUGUAUUUUAUAUCGUAGAAGUAAGAACAAAUGUUCAUGCUGUCAUAUAAUUAUUCUUCUUCUUCCCAA